Molecule: messenger RNA, 728 nt
Organism: Tripterygium wilfordii
Lineage: Eukaryota; Viridiplantae; Streptophyta; Magnoliopsida; Celastrales; Celastraceae
Product: 40S ribosomal protein S15-4-like
Exons: 4
Coding region: 138-596 (152 amino acids)
Biological process (GO): translation; ribosomal small subunit assembly
Cellular component (GO): cytosolic small ribosomal subunit; ribosome
Molecular function (GO): structural constituent of ribosome; RNA binding
Source: RefSeq, a predicted model, not a curated record
CAUCUUUUCCACUCAUGUUAGGGACUUGGGUUUCACUGAUGCUCUUGAUACGAAUAUCGCACAAACGAAAACCCUAGCGGCCACAGAGUGAGAGCCAUUCCGACUGAGAGCUUCUGAUUUCGGAAUUUAAUCCAAUUAUGGCUGAUGUUGAGACAGACGUGGCGGCGGCUGGACUGCCUAAGAAGAGGACAUUCAAGAAGUUCAGCUUCAGAGGCGUUGAUUUGGAUGCUCUCCUCGAUAUGUCCACAGAUGAGCUCGUGAAGCUCUUCCCUGCUCGUGCUCGCAGAAGGUUUCAGAGGGGUCUCAAGAGGAAGCCCAUGGCCCUGAUCAAGAAACUUCGCAAGGCGAAAAGGGAAGCUCCCCCCGGUGAAAAGCCAGAACCAGUCAGAACCCACCUGCGAAACAUGAUCAUCGUCCCUGAGAUGAUUGGAAGCAUCAUUGGGGUGUACAAUGGCAAGACCUUUAACCAGGUUGAAAUCAAGCCUGAAAUGAUUAGUCAUUACUUGGCUGAGUUUUCAAUCUCAUACAAGCCUGUUAAGCACGGCAGACCUGGUAUUGGUGCUACCCACUCUUCGAGGUUCAUUCCUCUUAAGUGAAGUCUUUCUGGCAGUCUUCUUGUUUUUGUUCAUGAAAGACGGUCUUGUUAUUUUAGUUCAUAACCAUGUUUGGGAAAACAUUUACUUUGAUCAAAUUUUGUGCUACUAUCCUAGAUGGUUGAUGACUUCUUA